AGGCGGGUUGUCGUCUUAGUCCAUUAACUCAAUUGGCUACCAGGCGUCCCGUCCAGGUAUAAUCAGCGCCGAUAGUCACCGCCCUUCCGCCAUUCACUGAUCAUUGCACGAGUCUUUGCCCGCAGUCCGAAAAGGCGCUAUAUAAAGCAGGGGCUGCCUGUGACUGACCGCUCCGCGCACGACCCCCCGCCGCACAGCUGCUCGCCGCCUGAUGUAACUUCCUGCUAAGCGGCUGAUGCUGCGCGCUGCACCGGACCUCCUAGACCUCCAGAACCAGCAGUCAGCCUCAAGAUGCUCUCCUCAGGGGUACUCCUCUUCACCGUGGUCAUCCAGAACGCAUUUUCAUCGCCGCUACCUUCGGAAGACAACGGAGCAGGCAAAGAAAAGGUGCUGAAAUGCUUCAUGGAGGUCCUGGCGGAUGCUUUGUCCAACCCUGAACCCAAACCAGUUAGCCACGAGUGUCUGGACACACUGAGGGGUGAUGAACGAGUCGCUUCAGCACUUCGCCACCAGAACCUUCUGAAGGAGCUGCAGGAGCUCGCAGCCCAAGGAGCCAAUGACAGAGCACAGCUCAGGAAAAGAAGUGAUGAGUUAGCCAAUCAUGUCGCAGAGGUUUUGGAGGAGCACAGGGAGAAGGAGGCAGAUUUAAAAGAUUCACUCAGCAUCGAGGAAGAUGACGAGAAAGUGGAAGACGAGAAUGUUCCACAGGCGCACCUGUCCGACGAGAGGCUCAAUGGCUCUGGAAAAGUGGUGGCGAGGGAGGCUGCGUCAGGGGAGCAAAGGAAAGAGUCAGAGGAGGACGGUGCCUCACAGGAGUUGGGCGUGGACCCCAACACCAAAGACAAUUCGGAGCAGCGUGUCCAAGACAACAGCAGCACUGAAAAAAGCAUUCCGGAGACUCCCACAGCCAGCCAGAACCAGCAGACUAGCAGCUCCGAAGACAAAUUCGGGACCCCAGUAAACGACACAGCCAUCAGCGAAGGAGAACACAAAAUGGAGUCGCAGAGCAACCUCGCUGGAGCAACUGCCCUGGCUGAGCAGUUAACCGGUGAGGAGGCCUCAGCUCCUUCUCUCGUCCAGAGAGGCAAUGAAAUGACAAGGCCCGAUACGGCCGAGGAGAGAAGCCAAGUGGUGGCAGACCUGUCAGCACUUCAGAAGCGGGGACGGCCAUUGGAGGACGAGGACGGAAAAGACGACGAAGGCAGUGGCAACCAAAAACGAGAGGAGCAGGAGCUGGAAAGCCUGGCAGCGAUUGAGAGUGAGCUGGAGAAAGUAGCUGAGAAACUGCACCAAAUGAGGAGCUGAACCCCCACAUGGUCUAAUUCCUUGACCCACCUACCUUUGACCCCCUGUUUUCUGUGUCAUAUGUAAAUAUUUAUCAUCAUUUGGAGUAAAAAAAGAACAACUUAGAAGGAUGCACGUGCAAUAUAUUAUAGAACAAUAAACAUAGUGGACAUUUAGUGAAGGUCCAUCUGCCAUUCUAGAAGUGUUCAGCUCAGGCGACGAGAGGCUGCGAGGGAUCCACAGAGACUUGGUCACCAGCAGGCGAGGAUGUGAGGAGGGGAGGCCAUCAACAGCCUUUGGAUUUGUUUUGUAAAGCCUUGCAUGACUGAAUCAUUUCCGACAAGGGGGUACACAGGCCUCUGUACACUUUGUAUUAGCAUGUGUUCACCUCAUUGUAGCAACUUUGAACCUCUGACAGGCCCGAGCAAUAGUUGCUGCAUUGUAUGUCAGCCGGACUACUGGGAAUUUCUCAGUAUUUCCUUAUUUUCUGUUUUUUGCUUUUGGGGAAUAAAGAGCCCACAAGUCUCCACCUUAACCCCAUACAAACCUCAUGUAAAAUAACGACCAGUCAAAAACACAUGUACAUAACAGAAGAAUCUCAUUGGUGUAUCCAUGUCAUGAUGACAGGCAUCAGCAUAGAGAAGUGAAGCACCGAGAGCGCCCUCAAGUGGCUUAUCACUGAAUACACAGCCGAAGAUACACAGGCCACUAGCAUUGUGUCCAACACAAAAAUAAUGCAAUAAACUUGGGAUUGCUUCUAUUUCCAACUGAUGUACCUGUAGGCAAAUAUUUCUGGAUGUAAUUUGAAGACAAGUAAAUAAA
Molecule: messenger RNA, 2106 nt
Organism: Polypterus senegalus (gray bichir)
Lineage: Eukaryota; Metazoa; Chordata; Cladistia; Polypteriformes; Polypteridae
Gene: chga
Product: chromogranin A
Exons: 8
Coding region: 292-1305 (337 amino acids)
Biological process (GO): negative regulation of catecholamine secretion; defense response to bacterium; negative regulation of insulin secretion
Cellular component (GO): chromaffin granule
Source: RefSeq, a predicted model, not a curated record